Molecule: messenger RNA, 610 nt
Organism: Cynara cardunculus var. scolymus (artichoke)
Lineage: Eukaryota; Viridiplantae; Streptophyta; Magnoliopsida; Asterales; Asteraceae
Product: abscisic acid and environmental stress-inducible protein-like
Exons: 2
Coding region: 24-413 (129 amino acids)
Source: RefSeq, a predicted model, not a curated record
UCCUUUUUCAGAAACAAUUCAAUAUGGCUUCAAAGACAUUCCUUCUUCUUGCCCUAGCUUUUGCUGUUGUUCUUCUCGUUAGCUCCCAGAUCGCUGCUGCUAAGGACUUGGAUGAAAGCGAGGUAGAAGAUGCCAAGUAUGGUCGUGAUGACCGUGGGUACUACAAUGGGGGUGGUCGUGGAGGUUACAACGGAGGUGGACGUGGAGGGUAUAACAACGGUGGCGGUCGUGGAGGAUACAACAACGGAGGUGGCCGUGGAGGGUACAACCAUGGUGGUGGGCGUGGAAGAGGAUAUUGCAGGUAUGGUUGCUGCGGUGGCGGACGUUACUACAAUGGAGGGUGCAGGUGUUGCAGCACUUUAGCAGAGGCAACUGCAUACAAACAAGCUCAUGAGGCCCAGACUCACAACUGAUCGAUCUUGGCAUCGUAAUCGAACCAUCUUGUUACUUAUACGUGCUGCUUCAAUAUAUAUAUGCAACCAAGCCAUUCGUGUUUGUAUGCUAUAUAAGUGUUAGAAGAAAAGAAACCAGUGGGAUAUGUGUGCAUGCUCGCUUUCUAUUUUGGUUUAAUUAUCUUUGUACAAUAAAAGAAAACCUUUGCCUCCUAUCA